Messenger RNA from Trichophyton rubrum CBS 118892, 917 nucleotides. RefSeq lists its product as uncharacterized. The record is from RefSeq and is a predicted model, not a curated record. Lineage: Eukaryota; Fungi; Ascomycota; Eurotiomycetes; Onygenales; Arthrodermataceae. The transcript has a single exon. The coding region runs from base 198 to 917 and encodes 239 amino acids.
CCCUCGGUCUGUCACUAUAAAGGUCAGUUGAUGCUGGAUGCUGGAAGACUGGCAGGACUGACAGAAGACACAAGACACAGAUUCAAGACAGUUCCAGGUCAGUCUCUUCUGAUGGAACUUGCCGAGUCCGUCGUCUCAAGUGAAUCUCCUGCCGGCUUCCACUCACUUCUCUGGCUGUGUUGCUGCUGCUUGCUUGCAUGAUGAUUGCUGUCUUCACUUCUGGCCUCCCUCAACACAUAAAUACCCUUCUCUCUUCAUCUUCUUCUCUUCUUCUUCGUCUGUCUCCGUCUUCAUCUCGACUCACUGCUCUGCCACUACAUCCACUUCUACCACUACUUCUACUUCUACCACUACUUCUUCAUCUAAUGGACAGACAGUGCCAGUUCGACGAGUCCUGCUCGACAGGCUCCUCCCACUACCGCAAGGUCAUCUCCCACAUCUUCGGGAGGAACAAGAAGUGCACCGUCAACGUCCCCGACGCCGUCUGGAUCUACUACUGCCGCAAGCACUACCAGCGGGCCCGGUACCGCAACGACGAGUGGCCCUUCACCCAGUGCCGCCUCGCCCUCGACACCAUCGCCAACAUGCAGGCCUGGGGCGGCGUCGAGUCCUUUGACCUCACCCUCAGACGCAGAGAGAGGCUCCCCCCGACUACUCCUACUGAUACUACUACUACUUCUCCUUCGACUUCUUCUAAGAAAUCACCAAAGAACAUCCCCCGGCCGGUCCCGGACUGGCUGCACGACUGCGUGGGGCCCAACAAGUCCUUUGACGAGAUCAGACAGCUCAUCAACGACCUCCGCACUCACUUCCUCUCCUUAGUCCAGAACAACCAGGAGCCCUUCUUCCCAGACAUCGAGAUACUCCCGAAUCUCCGGCGGCCAUCAAAAAGACCAUCUCGAGCCAAAGACAGUUAA